AUGGCGGCAGAAUCAAAUAUGGGUUUUCAGCAAAGGACGUUGCCAUCAUUUUUUCACAAUCGUCACAUGGUUUCCUUCCAGUCAGGAGCAGUAAACAGCUCGAAUAGGAUUGUGCCCACAGUUACAGAUAGCUUCGGUGCAGUAGACAGCACCUCAGGGAUGACCUUCAGUGGGAAUCCUGGUGGCGGGAAUACUUCUUUGUUGAUUCCACCUGAGAGAACUUCUGGGGUUCUCCAUCUUGAUCCAUUUCCAGAGCUUAAGCAUGAUACAGGAUUAGCUGUGUUUUGGUCUUUUGAAGAGCAGCUAUUGUUGGAGGAUGGCCUCGCCAAGUGGGUACUCUGCUGUUGCUCCAUCCAUUUCUCCAUUGACAUCUCGGUUAUUUCUCUUUUUUAAUGUUUUGAUCGUGUUUUCCUUAAUCAAGUUCAUUUUCUCAAUAUUCUAUUGCGUUUGUCAUGAUUUCUCAAUGAAAUAAGAUCUUCUUCCUAACAUAUAUAGAAAGAUCGUCAAGAUCAUACCCACCAUCUAUUCGAAUAAAGAGGUCUAUGUUCUCAUCGGUGAUCUGAUUUGUAAAAUUGCACUGCUGCCUCAUGGAACCAUGUCUUGGGAACAUUUAAAUGUAAACCUGAUAAGCUAAUUGACUGACACAUGCGUCAUAUUAUAAGGAUUCGUGUUCUUCUAUUAGUGUUUUGUAUGCUAAUUUAUUCUUGUUGAAUCGGAUUUACCCUACAAUAUGUUCUUAUUUCUUUAAUUAACAUGGCUUUAACAUACAAAACCGCAUAUUUAUUGCUUCCCUAAUUGCUUUAGUUUAUUGGCAUAAUAAUUCUACUUUCUACCAUUUUCUUUCUUUUUUGCACAAAAAUGAUCUAAUUACGUCGGAUUCUGCAGGUACUCGAAUGAACCUAAUAUCAGGAGGUAUAUCAAGAUAGCAGCUACAUUGCAUAAUAAAACUGUACGGGAUGUUGCUUUAAGGUGCAGAUGGAUGACCGUAAGUUCCUCACUUUCUGUAUGGAUCUUCAGAUAGAUAAGGCAAACAUUUGUCUAUUAUUUCGCCUUUCUGUGUAUUAAUCUCUUUUUAUGGCUAUAUCUCUCAAUUAGUCUCUCUUUAUAAAAACUCUCACACGCUGUCACACAUCUGAUGGAGUUUCUCAGUAACUUAUAUUUUCCUUGAGGAUCCACUUAUCUUGACUUGGACAAUUCCGGUUAUUGAUUGUCAAUUUAUCCUAGAUUCUCUUAGAACGGAUGGAAAAUCCGAGAAAUAUUAAGCUAGUCCCUUCAUUUUUAAGUUUUUAUACUUUUAAAUUAUUUCGUUCGAAGAAAACAUAAAAAAAAAUCUUAAAUUGAAGGGAAAUGAGAAAGAAAAAAGGUAUAACUAAAUCACAUAAAUCAUUGUUGUCAGCAUUCAAUGGAGGAUGUAUGGCAUUCUUCAUGUUUACAUGAAGAAAACUGUUGUUGGAAUUUGCUUCAGUAAUGUGGAAAAGAUUAUUGCAAACAAUGGACUGAAACGUCACUAAGGAUAAACUCUUCCUCCCUUUUCUUGUGCCCUUAAUCAUUUCCUGUACCUGAUGUAUAUGUUUUUAUGUACUUAAAACCCUCCUAUUAAAUAUUUCUUGCACUUUAUUAUACUCUUUUUAGGAGAAAAAAAUACGUUAUUGUAGCCCCCCCCCAAUCCCCUCCCUUUAAUUUCUAAUUAUUUCAUUUAUUAAGAGGAAAUAGCGUCAAUAAUCAGCACGAACCUGGUUUUUUAACAUACAUAUACGCUUUUGUCAUUUUUCCUUCCACAAAACUCAAAUAAUAGUCCCUCUGAAUUUAUUAUUUGUAAAUGGUAUUUACAUUCAGUUUCACAUUUUGCAUCCCAAAAAACAAUAUAUUUUUCAUGAUUCUCCAUUAUUUCACUAUAUAACUUAAUUGCCCUUUUUCGUAAGUUCGCUCACAUGGUUUUAAAACUGCUAAAACCCAGUCCACAUCGUCCAAGUUUUCUCUUAGAAAUCCUGAAAAUGGUGGGAAUCGUCAUGUAUAAUCAGAUAUACUGUCAGGGACCGGUGGAUGUAGAUCCUUUUUUUUCUUCCAUAAGGUUUUUAAUUUAUUUUUUUUAUAGCAAAAUGCAUUGAUUUUUGAUGCGCCAGGAACCUUGGUGGGUACUCCUGCUCUUUGUAUCCUGUUAGGAAAUGGUUUUGAAGGUGCAUUCCAUUUUUCUUUAUCUUUUUAAUAAUCACUAACGAUAACGAUUGACUGCAUCGUAUUAUUUAGUAGAAGGUUUCGAUGAAUGCCAAGGGCUGUUGUUGACGUACAAUCACGGAAGUCAAAAUUAGCGCUUUGGGGUUGGCUUGGGAAUCACCAAUUUGGUACGGAGGGGGAAAAUUGACCCCCCCCCCACCCAGAUUAAUUAAUAGGCAUAAAUCGGAUCGACUCACUUCCGGUCAAUCUCACUUGAUCUCACUCAGAGCAGCAGGCUCCAUUCACUCACGUGUAGAGUGUGGAGGAAUGGGAGGAAGAGCAUCAGGGGUGGUUGACUGCACCACAGAUGAUAAAAUUUAUUUACAUUUCCAUUGUGUUACAUAAGCAUAUCCAUCUUACUUUCAUGGUGGUAAAUGUAAGUUUCUUAGUAUAUCAUUUCUGAUCAUACGAGCAUGCUUUAUAAGCUUGUGAGUAACCAUUUUCUUAUUAUGUCAUGUCCCCCCCCCCCAGAUCUGGCCGAUGAUUUGGCCAAUUCUGGGAUCCAACCUGACUUAAACGUCCCAAGGGUGAAGAUGCAUGGAAGAAGAAGAAGAGUGAUCGGUAGAUGAUCUCCACUCUCUUCUUCAUCAUGUUAAUUCCCCAUGGUGAAAAGUUAAACCAAUAUCUUCAUGCCUUCUACCUGAGAGUCCUUCUUUAGCCAUCUCCCAUGCAACCUGUCGUGUAUUACACACAUUUUUUAUUUGCCCUUUAUGAGCAUAUAUAUUUCAUGGAGAUUUAUAUUUGGUGUUCAUACAUUUGUUAUUUGCCCACCACAGAACGAUAAUCGAAGGAGACGAAACCAAGAAUACAGCAGUGGGAAGAUGAUGAAAGACAAUAAGGUAGCAUCUCCCACCUCCUCUUGUGCCUGCUGCGUUCAUCUCCUUGGCCCCACCCAGGAACCUAAGGCAAGGCUGCAUCACCAAAUAGUGGCUUCAGAACAUGUCCUCUGAGUUUCUCUGUUCUUUCCAAUGGCUUACAGCUCUCAUAAUUAAGUUCAUGUACAUUGGUUGGUUGACAACAAAGUGAAUGAACCACCUAGCGGUAAGCUUCACAUUUUCUGUGACCAUUUCAUCGGAUGAUCCUUAAAAGGUGCUUUGAUUGCCGAUUCCAUCCUUGCUUGCAUCCUCUGCAACAUACAAACUCUGCCCACCGCCACCCCCAUGCCACUGGGAUUCUCAAGUUCUUCACAUGGCAGACAUUCUCAUGAAUGACCAUCUGCUCUAAAGAUCAUGUUUUUUUUCUUCUUUUUUUUUCUUCAGGUGAAGCAGAUGGACUAUGCCUUAGGAGGGAAUGCUGCUCCAAAUCGGCUAUUGAAUGUGCCUUCUCGUUCUGUUGCUGCACACCAUCCGGAAUGCAGCAGUGGAGUUCCAUACGAAGGUCAACCUUCUCCCAUGAAAUCUUCGAUUUUAGCAGGGAGGAUUUCGCACCCUCUAAUCCACUCUGAUCUCUUGCCCUUUAGUGAACCCAUCCGUGUGUUCCGAUCUCUAUGCUUGUAUAGAUGGCUCUUGAUGCUGACUAGAAUCGGUGAUGUUCUGCUCUGUGUGCUUACAUGGCUCUUCCUUCAUGCAGCCUCUUGUAUUUCUUGUCCCAUGCGGCAGCUCCUGGACGAUAAUGACCAAGUUUUGUGGCAGAUUAAAGACAACCUUGACACGUUGAAGGUGGCUUAAGCUUCUCUCUCUUUUGUUGAUACUUAGCCUUUUGGUAGAUCGACCAAGACAUCUAUCUGUGCAUCAUCAUCAUUUUUUAGAUUCUCUUAAACCCCUUCUUGGUUUCAGCUGCAGGAUAAUCUCAGCCUCCUCUUUCACGCCAAGAACAACCUGACUGCCAUUCUGGAUAGGUUAUCUUCUUCUCUUGAUUUGAUGAUGGACCGUGUGCAGUAAUUGCCUGCCCAAUGACGACAUUAACACGCUAGGGUGUGAUCUGUUUUUCUCUCCCAGGAUGAGUAAGGCUGCAGGGUUGAACCAGAUGACACCCUUACCUAUAGCGGUAGAUGAGAGUCUUUUCAGCAAGUUUCUCCACGGUUCAUCUCAGGUAAUCAGUCGGGGUUCGACAUCUCCAUGGCGAUGGAGCUCUUAAAAAAGUUCUGCCAAUUGGGAGAACCAUUACGCCAACCUGUAGGCUGUCUCCAUGCCGUCUGGCAACUGCUGUGAUCACAUUGAAAAUCAAAAACCCUCUAUGUUAGAAGAACUGGUUACUGAAUAUGGUGUCUCUCGAAACCCCAAGUACUGAGUCAGUAGACCAUGUCCGGUGUGCUCCUUGGCUUCUUCCAUAAGCAUGAACCCCAAUCUAUGGAUCACCGAAGAGAAGAACCUUGAGCAGUUUCCACGCGUCCUCCUCCUGACCUCCAAUAUGUCAAUACAGUCCUUGGGACUAGGGUUUGACCGGAGGAUCUUAGAAAUGCGAGCUUUUCUUCAUUCAGAAUCUUCUAAAUCUGCUCCCCCCCUCCCCCCCCCUUUGAAAUAGUUGCUCCUGUGA
This is a messenger RNA of Spirodela intermedia, 4689 nucleotides long. The record is from the annotation of a GenBank genome assembly. Lineage: Eukaryota; Viridiplantae; Streptophyta; Magnoliopsida; Alismatales; Araceae.